Molecule: messenger RNA, 1011 nt
Organism: Condylostylus longicornis
Lineage: Eukaryota; Metazoa; Arthropoda; Insecta; Diptera; Dolichopodidae
Product: serine protease SP24D-like
Exons: 2
Coding region: 140-919 (259 amino acids)
Biological process (GO): proteolysis
Molecular function (GO): serine-type endopeptidase activity
Source: RefSeq, a predicted model, not a curated record
CCGUUUGUUGUCUAUAUAAAAUUACAACUUUGGAAAUUAAAUCACAGUUUGAAUCGUCUUGUUAAACGUACUUUAGAUUUGCAACUCGUAACAGAACAGAUAAAGGAAAGAAAACUCGAUACAGAAGCGAUUAAGCGAAAUGUCCCUCCCCACUUUCCUAUUUCUAUUUAUUCUAAUUUUAACUUGUUCAGCAAAUCCUAUUAAAUUAAUUAGUUCCAAUAAAUAUUGCAUUAUCGGUGGACAAAAUGCUAAAGAAGGACAAUUUCCACAUCAAAUUUCAAUCAUGUAUUUUUUUUGGCAUGUUUGUGGUGGAGCAAUUAUUCAUAAAAAUUGGGUUUUAACAGCCGCGCAUUGUGUAAGCUUGAAUAUUAAUAUUGCAUACAUAAAAAUUUCAGCUGGUCAUUUGGAAUAUUUAAAAGGAACAAAAUAUGAUGUAGAAAAAAUUAUCAUACAUGAAAAAUAUGAAAUAUAUUCCGAUAAAAGAAUAUCAAAAUAUGAUAUAGCAUUAUUGAAAAUCCCAGGAAAUGGUUUUAAUUUAGAUGAUCCUCAUAAAAUUUCUAUAAUUGAAUUAUUAACUGAAGAAAUUCCAUCUGGAAAAUUAUUAUCUAUAUCUGGAUGGGGUUAUAUAAGUCUAACUGAUGACACGCCAAAUACUUUACAGUUUACUAAUAAAACAUGGGUUGAAACAUCUAAGGAAUGCAAAGAAAGAUAUCCCGAUUUAUAUUAUGACGGUUUAAUUUGUUUAGGACAUCUGUUUUUUAAUGGUGCCUCUCAAGGUGAUAGUGGUGGUCCAGCACAUUAUUUAAAUAAAUUAGCUGGAAUUGCAAGUUUUGGUGAUCGUUAUUGUCUACCACAAAAUCCAACUGGUUACACAAAAGUAAGCUAUUUUGUAUCAUGGAUUAAGUCAAAAAUAAAUUAAGAAAAAUGUAGUUUGAAACAUAAAUAGCAAUUGAAAUCGAAAUUGGUAGUUUUGAAAAUAAUAAAAUCGAUCUCAAGUUAAUAAAAUGUCAU